Molecule: messenger RNA, 1422 nt
Organism: Daucus carota subsp. sativus
Lineage: Eukaryota; Viridiplantae; Streptophyta; Magnoliopsida; Apiales; Apiaceae
Exons: 3
Coding region: 333-1100 (255 amino acids)
Source: RefSeq, a predicted model, not a curated record
AGAAAGCUUUUUGAUAUCUAUGUCAAAGGAAAGAAGAAAUAUAUGAAUAUUUUUUUCUUUUCUAGCACACAUGAAGAACAUGCCAACAGCUCCUAUGCAACUUUUGUGACAUCCCCCCACCUCUUGCUACAAGAAUUCACUAACUCAGUUCAUAAUCUUCCACAUAUAAAGCUCCAAAUAUCAUUUGCUUAUGUAUUAAUAUAAAUUUCUUUCAUUUGUAUGACUCUGGGUCUGAGCUCAGAAUUAUUGUCAUAGCCUUCUUCUUUUGACUCAGAAAACCAUUGAGCAAUAUUGGAUUAGAUUUCCCUCUAAUUCUUUAAUUUUCAGAUAAAAUGGCCAUUGAUAUGCGCUCUUCUGACAGUUCAGACUUGAUCACAAGUCCUCGAAUUUCGUUCUCUUAUGAUCUUUGCCAAAUUGAAGAUUGUCAGCUUCCAGUGUCAGACUCCACGUACCGCAGAGACUCUACACUGGUUGACUCAAACCAUGAUCAUUUUAAUUUCUCCUUUAGUGAAAUCGUCGAUAACCAAGCAUCAUCAGCAGAUGAGCUAUUCUUCGAUGGCCUACUUCGUCCUCUUCAACCUGGUGAAAAGUAUUCUAGUAGGAAAACCACGUCUCUUCCUCCACUUCCACCUUCCACCAACGAAUGCUCAUCAAAGGAGAUAACGACGAAUGUUGUUGAAUCAGAGCAAAAGCAUCACUCAAAGUCCUUUUGGAGGGGGAGAAGAAGUAACAGUGUUCAAUGUGAUAACUCUCAUAAAAAGAGCUCAUUCUGGUCACUACCUCUUCUGUUACGAAGCAACUCUACUGGAUCAGUUACACAUAGUCAAAGACACGUGUCAAAGGAUAUUCAGAAACAAAGCUCUCGUAAACAGCCAAAACAUACUUCUUCUAGUCGUUAUACUUAUGAACUGUCCCAGAAGCCUCCAUCGAAGAAGAACAAUAGAGGAUCUUAUAGUGGUGGUGCUUAUAUCAGCCCUGUUUUAGACAUGCCACCUCCUUAUAUUGGCAAAGGAACUGCUUUUAAUCUCUUCGGCUUUGGCUAUCUCUUUCGCAACAAAAAGGAGAAGAAGAACAAUCCAAAAUAUGAAGAAACAGUUUAGGCGGGCGUCCGGUUCGAUCGCCAGAAGAGCAAUACGGAUUUAAGUGGGUGUCCAUGACGGUGAGAUAUUGUGCUACUCACCUUCCGGGAUUAGUUAAGCUUCGCGCAAGUUGGACUGGAAUCCUAUAUAAUAUUAAAAAAAACAUAAAUAUAGUCAAUCUCUCGUUUAGAGAAGGCAGCUACUGUCACCUGGAUGGCCACUUCUUUUAUUUAAAUACAAAUAUCCUCCCUUUUUGUACCAUAAAUUUUUUUCAAGUUUCUAUAACACCCUGUCUGGCAUUGUAAUUUUUUAUCUUAACAGCAUUUCUCUUUUUGAAGCUUAA